GAUCGGUUACGGGCCUUCAAGAGGCGGCGGGAGUCUCCCACAUCUUCCUCCGAGUCAUUAUCGGCAGACGAAUCGAAGAAGCCAAGAGGCAGGUCACCCGGUUGGCUGAGCAAGAUGCAUCGCAAUCGCUCUUCUUCAAAGCGCUCUUCCUCUCCUAAUGUUGUCCCGGAGGACUCGUCUACUUUGCCUCAAAUGGACGGAUCGUGCCUUCGCAAGCCUGCAGCACCAGCAGCAGUGGAAGAGCCCAGGACUGAAGAAGCAAAGCCUCCCGAACUGCCUGCCUUCUUGAUGCUCACUGAUGCCGUACAGUGAGCUCAAUCGACUGGAGAGCGAGCGCGUCUCACUCUCCAAACAACAGGGCGGCGACGGCAGCGAGGGUGAGUGGGCAAGAUUGGAUCCAGAUCCAGUCCUUGAUCGAUACAACAAUAUCCACCCGUGGGCCAACAACCGUAUUAAGCUCCAUGUUCCCGAAGGAUUCAACGAUUAUAUCAAUGCCUCGCUAGUCACGUUAGUCUCCACCUCCGGGAAACAGAGUGCAUUGAAAUCCGGAGUACAGGACAAAUACAUUUGUAUGCAAGGUCCUAAGAAGCAGACCGUCGAUCACGUCUGGCACAUGGUAUGGCAUGAGGCUGCUACACCAUACAAUUCUUCACCAGCAGUGAUCCUCAUGUUAAGUCCGACCCAUGCACCAGCGUCAGAUGACCCAACAAAGACAUUUGAGAAAUGUUUUCCGUACUACCCAGUAGACGAGAACUCGCCACCUCUCAAAAUCAACGAGAAAAACGACCUCGGGGAAGACUUCAAGGCUGAAGUUCGGUUUAUUUCCAGGGAGCCUAGCAUAGAAGGCACAGCUAUUGAAAUUCGAAAGCUCGCCAUGACAGUUGAGGGAAAUGAUGAAGAGAAGCCGAUCUGGCACUACUUGUACCCAAAUUGGCCCGAUUUCGGUGCUCUGGAAGAAGAAAACGUAGCCAGUGUCCUGGGUCUAAUGGAUAUCUCUCGAAAGCAGAACGGCCAGGGAGAGAACCCUCGUAUCGUCCACUGCAGUGCUGGUGUUGGACGAACCGGUACUUUUAUCGCUCUGGAAUUUUUGAUGGGAGAAUUGCAAGGUGGUGCAUGGGAAGGUUGGGACCAAGGCCCCAUGGCUCAUACCGAUCCUAUUUACGAUACGGUCAAUCAGCUUCGCACGCAGCGAAAGACCAUGGUUCAAGCCUAUGAGCAAUAUGCUUUCCUUUACGAGGUGUUACGGAAGAUAUGGGAGGAGAAGUACGGUACGGUAUGUGGAGGAGGAGACUACACGCACCAGGAGAAGCAGACCCAAAUCUGUGGGAUUGACUCUCCUCAGAGGUAGUGGCUUGUGAAUAUCGUCUGCGGAGGAGCAUUGCAUGGAGUCGGGUUCGGUCAGACUACGUGUACUGAUUCCCUUUCUUGUAUC
This is a messenger RNA of Hyaloscypha bicolor E, 1432 nucleotides long. Its product is annotated as phosphatases II. Gene Ontology annotation, molecular function: protein tyrosine phosphatase activity. Gene Ontology annotation, biological process: protein dephosphorylation. Bases 299 to 1348 code for a protein of 349 amino acids. NCBI's taxonomy places the organism in Eukaryota, Fungi, Ascomycota, Leotiomycetes, Helotiales, Hyaloscyphaceae. The transcript has 2 exons. The record is from RefSeq and is a predicted model, not a curated record.